ACAUGAGUUUGGGUCUUCCAAAAUGGCCGGGAAAUAAAGAAAUGGUCAUCAAGAGUCCCAUUGAACUUUCUUGUUAAAAACAGGUGGUAUUUUCGUAAAUAUCAAGUACUAGUUUUAUGGAAGAAUCUUAUCAAGAGGGAAAGGAAGACAUAAACUAUGACGUUUGGAGACUUCGCAAGUGGCUAGUGAACGAAAAAUGUUGCAAUGAUAUACUCCCUUAUCAGGAAGAACUGGUUACAGGGUUUGCCGAUUUAUGUCAGUUUCAACAGUCUUUGGUAGAACAAGUGACGGGAACCGAUGACUUUGCUACUAUUUUGGUAAAGAAUUUGAAAGAAUUGGAACUCGAAAGAAUUCGAUAUUUGCUCAAGGAAUAUUUGAGAACUCGGUUGCGCAAGAUUGAAAGUUUAUUGUUUUAUUUAGGGAGAGAUAAGGAAAAAUGGAGUUUGCUUUCCUCAGCAGAAACCGAGUAUAUGAAACAACUAUAUCAACUGAUGACAAGCCACUUUGAACGAUCCUUUCUUAAUGGGUUACCAGAAAAACUGCGUGCUAUCGAUGAGAGAGAUGGAGAUAACCCUCCAGGAAACUUGGAUGAUAUGGACGAGUUUGUUUUCUUAUAUGCAGCAGAGGAAAUAGGCAAUGUGACGACAGACCCUAGUUCUCAAGUUACGAGUACUAUUCACAUUCGAAAAGGUGAAGUUGUAUGUCUAAGAUAUUCAGUUGCAAAGCAGUAUUUGUUGGACGAAUCUGCUUUUCUUCUUUAAAAGAGCAAAUGUAUGUGAAAAAGUCCA
Molecule: messenger RNA, 788 nt
Organism: Galdieria sulphuraria
Lineage: Eukaryota; Rhodophyta; Bangiophyceae; Galdieriales; Galdieriaceae
Product: GINS complex subunit 4
Exons: 3
Coding region: 117-761 (214 amino acids)
Biological process (GO): double-strand break repair via break-induced replication; DNA-templated DNA replication
Cellular component (GO): GINS complex
Source: RefSeq, a predicted model, not a curated record